AUGGAAGCAGCUAACAUCAAUCUCAUCGCAGCAGACAACCAGGUGUCCCCUAUACCCUUCGCUGCAUGUAAUGACUGUGAGACCCAACUAAGGAGGGGCUGCAAGGAGGUAAAUGGGGUAGGAGCUCAUAACAAGAAUCGAUAUGUUCAAGCAGCAGCAAAAGCUGCACGACAAAUGUCUCUAGCUGGCCGAGAAAGCGGCUCUACAUUGAUAUUUGCUGAACACUCAGAUCGUCUUCUCUGUGAUCCGACCAACUCCUUGAGGGCUUAUGGUGUCUAUCAGUUCAAGUACGUUUCAACACCUGCUGAGAGUGAGGCUGAGGUGCAAGAGCUGAUCGACCGUCUCAUGCGGACCGCCAUGGAUGCGUAUGAACGGUCUGUCGAGGUUUAUAUGAAUCUCUCGGAUGAGGCAAAGACUUUGAUGAUACUUCGGCAUGUACCGAUGAUGGUUUCACAGGUUGUUGCACUGCCCCCCCUUCUGUCUAAGCUCAAGGCAUCAGUUAUGCCAAAGAAGCCGAAUCCAACAGAAAGAACUUCCAUUUACUCCAUACGAAGGAAAAGUGGAACCGCACUCCCCAAUCCGCCACGGCCCGUGUUUCUUUCGUCAACUGCAAAUAUCCGUAGAAAGGAUCUAAUUUCGCUUCAGCAGCAACCUUUACCAGAGAGUGACGGUAUAAAAUUGUCCUCUGCCCAUGUUCUACGAGAUUCGAAAGUGACUGGGAAUGUAAAUUGUUCUAGACGACCUUUAGGGGAUGCAUCAACGCCUAGUCUCUGCUCCAUCAGCCACAGCGAUGAGACUUCAGAGUAUAGAAAGGCACGACCGUGGACCGGUAAGCCAUCCGAUGACGACACGGUCGCUGUCUCGGCGAUAGCAAUGAACGCUGUUCAGUCCAUCGCAGAAUUGGAACACCGACAGCCGACCGGCCAAACCGAUGCCAAAAGCACUUCUCACAACAAUCGAUUAGAGGAGGUGGUUCAAACGUUAGCUCAGCUCUGGCCGCACUACAGUGGCGAUGAGCGAGGAAAUCUGAUGAGGUCAUGGCCACAAAAGAAGCGCCAAGUUUCGAUACCGCGAAGCGCUCGAGAGUCUGUGAAAAUGGAUAAUAAUUGCGUAGAUCAAUGCGAAUCCCAUACGGGUGAGGAAAACGUUGAGGGCGAUUCUUUUCUUUCAGGCAUGUCCACAACACCGCGGCCGACUAUACACGUCCUCAUUGACAUCAUCGCUUCACGUAAAGCCCUUGGCUCUAACCCUUCACAGAGUAGGCCACAUCAAUUGGCACAACUUAUUUAUGCAAGUCUUCAGAAAUACAGCAAGGUGGCGUGUCUGCACGCCUGUGUUGGAAUUAGCGACACAAACGUUAAGCUGGUAUGUCGCGAUGUACUCUUUCCAUUUCAGAUCUCACCUGCUGCUCUCAGUGGUGCGACUUCCUCCCGAGCACGCACCGCUGGGGCCUCACUGCGGCGGAGUGGCUCCUUGAUUCACUCAGGGGUUUCAAAUACUGUAAACGCAACACGCUUGCUCGAAAUAGAGAGGCGAGAGGGUAAACCCUCACGCUUAAAUGUUCACAAAGGUGAUACCACGGUUUUGCAGGAUGAUAUUAAUGCGACUACAUUGUCCUCAGGACUACUUCCAUGUGCGCUACUUCCUCCCGUUGGAGUUGAACUUAUCGACCAGGCCCAUCUAUUUAUUUGUAUACCCUCAAACUUUUUGUAA
Phytomonas sp. EM1 is the source of this 1713-nucleotide messenger RNA. The record is from the annotation of a GenBank genome assembly. NCBI's taxonomy places the organism in Eukaryota, Euglenozoa, Kinetoplastea, Trypanosomatida, Trypanosomatidae.